Messenger RNA from Mangifera indica (mango), 1062 nucleotides. RefSeq names its product ras-related protein Rab7. NCBI's taxonomy places the organism in Eukaryota, Viridiplantae, Streptophyta, Magnoliopsida, Sapindales, Anacardiaceae. Bases 138 to 758 code for a protein of 206 amino acids. Gene Ontology annotation, molecular function: GTP binding; GTPase activity. The transcript is spliced from 7 exons. Gene Ontology annotation, cellular component: vacuolar membrane. The record is from RefSeq and is a predicted model, not a curated record.
ACCUUUUUAAACGUCUUGGAGCAAGUGGUCCUCUCUACGACACUCGCAACCGUCGUUUUAAACCACACUCUCAACUCUCUCUCCCUCUUUACUCCUUCCCUCGAGCUCUUCGCAGAUCCAUCGAUCCUUUUGAAACGAUGCCGUCUCGCAGAAGAACUCUCCUGAAGGUCAUCAUUCUCGGCGACAGCGGGGUUGGCAAGACCUCAUUGAUGAACCAGUAUGUAAAUAAGAAGUUUAGUAAUCAAUACAAGGCUACUAUUGGAGCUGAUUUUCUGACAAAGGAAGUUCAAUUUGAAGAUAGGCUUUUCACAUUACAGAUCUGGGAUACUGCUGGCCAGGAAAGAUUCCAAAGCCUAGGUGUUGCUUUCUAUCGCGGUGCUGAUUGCUGUGUACUUGUUUAUGAUGUAAAUUCAAUGAAAUCAUUUGACAACCUGAAUAACUGGAGAGAAGAGUUCCUUAUUCAGGCGAGUCCUUCAGAUCCAGAGAAUUUCCCAUUUGUUGUUCUAGGAAAUAAGAUUGACGUGGAUGGUGGGAACAGUAGAGUGGUCUCAGAGAAGAAGGCUCGAGCUUGGUGUGCCUCCAAAGGAAAUAUCCCCUAUUUUGAGACCUCUGCUAAGGAAGGAGUUAAUGUGGAAGAAGCUUUCCAGUGCAUAGCUAAGAAUGCCCUGAAGAGCGGGGAGGAGGAAGAGAUAUACUUGCCAGACACCAUUGACGUUGGAAACACGAGCCAGCAGAGGUCUACUGGAUGUGAGUGCUAGAAGUGUUACCUCAUUUACGAAAGCAGCAAUAAUAUUUUAGCAGUAUUACAAAUCAUUUCCCCUCAACCUUUUUAUGGGUCUGUUUAAGUCUACACUGUACAUUUGUCUUUUGUGUGAAACGGAUUGGUCCAUUCAUCUUCGUUGGAUUUAGUUGUUUAAUGCCUUCUGUACUGCUCGGAGUUAGUUGUUCAAUGCCUUAUGUAAUAUUGCUUUUAAAGUCUUAUAUUGUUGUUGUCGUUGGGCUGGAUACUGCCCUUGUUGACCAUUCAUGAUUUUAUCUUAAUGAUUUCAGUUAUUUGUUCCA